Messenger RNA from Nymphaea colorata (pocket water lily), 705 nucleotides. Its product is annotated as polyadenylate-binding protein RBP45-like. Gene Ontology annotation, cellular component: cytosol. The record is from RefSeq and is a predicted model, not a curated record. The coding region runs from base 1 to 705 and encodes 234 amino acids. The transcript has 2 exons. Gene Ontology annotation, molecular function: mRNA binding. Lineage: Eukaryota; Viridiplantae; Streptophyta; Magnoliopsida; Nymphaeales; Nymphaeaceae.
AUGAGGGAACCUAGACCUGCGUGCCAGGCCCAUGCCCAACGCCUCUCGGUCUUGUGCCCUAACGACCAAGGGGCAGGGGACCCAUGGGUUCCGCUUGUUGCAACAUUGGCGGUGGCGGCCGGAUUUGCCGACAACGGCGGUUCGAUGGGGUUGCCUUCCGUCUGGUGUCCCUCAACAAAACCUCUGGUGGCCCAAUUGGUGACGGUGUGGAUGGCAGAGGCAGCAGGGAAGGGAACAAGCCUCGUCGACUACAAACAGAGUUGCAUCCACGAUGCCCGUCGGCGCAAUGGGCGAUGGCUUGAAGGGUCGGGCGCCGUCCCGACGAUGCUGGUUGUCUCAGUGAAGAUAAUACGCAAUAAGAUUACUGGUCACCCGAAGGUUUAUGGCUUUGUUGAGUUUGUGUCACAUGCAGCAGCUGAAAGAAUUCUGCAGACUACAAUGGGACACAAAUGCCUGGGAACUGAACAGUGUUUCAGGAUGAAUUGGCCUCUUGGAAUGGUGAAAGGCGUGCAGAUGCAGGACCUGAACAUUCCAUUUUUGUUGGGGAUCUGUCACCUGAUGUUACAGUUACUUGUUGCAAGAGACCUUCAGAGCCCAAUAUCCAUCUGUAAGGGUGCUAAGGUUGUAACAGAUCCUAAUACUGGUCGUUCAAAGGGUUAUGAUUUGUUAAAUUUGCUGAUGAGACAGAAAGAAAUCGUGCAUUGA